This is a messenger RNA of Medicago truncatula (barrel medic), 1599 nucleotides long. RefSeq lists its product as uncharacterized. The transcript has 3 exons. The coding region runs from base 193 to 1374 and encodes 393 amino acids. Gene Ontology annotation, cellular component: plasma membrane. The record is from RefSeq and is a predicted model, not a curated record. NCBI's taxonomy places the organism in Eukaryota, Viridiplantae, Streptophyta, Magnoliopsida, Fabales, Fabaceae.
UUAACCUAAGCUAAAGAGGAAAAAAUACCAUAUUAAUAGUACUGCUACUGCUGAGAAUCUUAGAUAAAAGGACACACUCACUCUUCCAACUCUCUUUACCUUUGUGUUCCUCAAAAACAGAGUACACACUUCACUCACGUAUCAGAAAACUUUACUAAGAGAAAAAUAAAAGAGUAUUUCUUUAGCGUGAAAAUGGCUUGGAGCUCCACAAGAGUGAAAUGGGUCUUCAAGUUCAUGCCUCUAAUCCUACUCCAUUUGGUUCUCACAACCACUGCAGAAGAUGGGUUAGUUGCAAAUGGAGAUUUUGAGGUAAGUCCAUCAAAUGGGUUCCCUAAUGAAGCAAUAAUAGAAGGACCAAGUGAAGUCCCAAACUGGAAAUCAAACGGCACAGUUGAGCUAGUAGAAUCAGGGCAAAAACAAGGUGGAAUGAUCCUCAUAGUACCACAAGGUAGACAUGCAAUAAGACUAGGUAACGACGCAGAAAUAAGCCAAGAAAUACCGGUAGAAAAAGGUUCAAUUUAUUCUGUCACAUUUUGCGCGGCUCGCACGUGUGCACAACUUGAGCAACUUAAUGUGUCCGUGGCAUCUGCAUCACAGACAAUAGAUUUGCAGACAUUGUAUAAUGUUCAAGGUUGGAACCCUUACGCGGUUUCUUUUAAUGCUGAUGAGGAUAUGUUUAGGUUGGUGUUUAAGAACCCUGGUAUGGAGGAUGACCCUACUUGUGGACCCAUUAUUGAUAACAUUGCUAUUAAGAAGCUUUUCACUCCUGAUAAGCCCAAAGACAAUGCAGUAAUCAAUGGCGAUUUUGAAGAAGGUCCGUGGAUGUUUCGUAAUACUUCGAUGGGUGUCCUACUUCCAACAAACCUAGACGGAGAAACUUCAUCCCUACCCGGUUGGAUAGUCGAAUCAAACCGAGCCGUUCGCUUCAUUGAUUCCGAUCAUUAUGCAGUUCCAGGAGGAAGGAGAGCCAUUGAACUUCUUUCAGGAAAAGAAGGCAUCAUAUCCCAAAUGGUUGAAACCAAAGCUGACAAACCAUAUACCUUAACAUUUUCAUUAGGUCAUGCUGAUGAUAAAUGUAAGGAACCUCUUGCUGUUAUGGCCUUUGCUGGUGACCAAACUCAAAACAUUCAUUACACACCAAAUUCAAAUUCUACAUUCCAAAUUUCUAACCUCAAUUUCACUGCCAAGGCUGAAAUGACUAGAAUUGCAUUCUAUAGUGUUUACUACAAUACUAGAAGUGAUGAUAUGAGUUCUCUAUGUGGGCCUGUUGUAGAUGAUGUCAGGGUUUGGUUUGCUGGGUCCAAUCGGCUUCAUGGGCUGGGCUUUGUAAGACUUGGACUUGGGAUUUUGGGUCUAGUUUUGUUUCUUGUUUAAAGGGGUUUCAUUAUGUUUUAAUUUAUUUAAAUGUUAUUAGUAAGCUUAAUAGGCUCUUUUCAAUUGGGGGGUGUAGGUGAAGUCACAUUCUCCAAAAUUGUUGUAUUGCGAACUCCCUUUUAAGUUUAUAUAGUUUAUGAUGAUGUAUUAAAAAUGAGAAUGAAAAUGUGUAGUUGUAAUGUGUCAUUCAUGCUUCUUAGUGGGUAAGGACUCUUUUCUCUUUCA